AUGUUUGCUCCACGGAGCUUUUCCGCCGCCUUUCGCCUUCUUGUGAUCUUAGUGGCUGCCUCAUUCAGUGUCGCCGUCGCCAGUAACCCUUGGGGUCAUAACCAAGAGGUCGUCACCAAUGAUCAACAGCACAUAAAGGCGUGCGUCUUCGGAUCUCCCAAAAAGUACGACCAGUGGACGAUUCACUACCACGAGGUGAAGCCUCCGUCCCAAUUUCCGAGUCAAUUUAUUCUCAAUCCAGCGUGGGUAGCGCGCCAUCAAACCGUCGGCGAUACGGAUCAUUUCACUUUAGGUACCACCUGGGUGCCAUGGGCCGAGAAUAGAUGCCAGUACUCCUGCAACGCGAGAAAGAACUGUGUUUCUUUUGCCGGGUAUCAGGAUAAACACUCGACGCCGAAUACUGGUGAAUUUUCUUGCUACUUCUUUGACGCCCUCAUCCAGCCAGAGAAUAUUAUACCACGACCGCCCGAUGGCCCUGAUGAGAUUACACAUGCCUAUAACAGGCUCUGUAAUGACGAAACGGGUAUUUGA
Molecule: messenger RNA, 531 nt
Organism: Trichoderma atroviride IMI 206040
Lineage: Eukaryota; Fungi; Ascomycota; Sordariomycetes; Hypocreales; Hypocreaceae
Source: RefSeq, a predicted model, not a curated record